Molecule: messenger RNA, 1133 nt
Organism: Mytilus californianus (California mussel)
Lineage: Eukaryota; Metazoa; Mollusca; Bivalvia; Mytilida; Mytilidae
Product: low-density lipoprotein receptor-like
Exons: 5
Coding region: 187-675 (162 amino acids)
Molecular function (GO): protein binding
Source: RefSeq, a predicted model, not a curated record
AAAGACAGAUGUACAUACAGCAGUUUUUGGUUAUUAUUUAAAUUUGUUAACUGCGACUUAAAAUGUGUCCAAUCAAAUUAAAGCAUAACCUGACUUUGGUACAUUCAAAAGAUGAGGUUGCGUUAGUUGAGCAAUAGUCUGGUUUACAUUGUAGACAACAAAUUGUCCCGUAUCGCACAAACAAGUAUGAAGGUAGUACUAGUAUUUGGACUGUUUUUGGGAACAACUUUGUGCUGUACUGAAGAUCAGUAUGAAUGUUUAGACGGACAAUGUAUCGAAUCGAGUCAGAAGUGUGAUUCCCAUGUUGAUUGCAGUAGAGGAGAAGAUGACAUGGGAUGUUCUGGUUGUGAAAGUUAUAAGUUUAAGUGCGGUUCUGAAAAUAAAUGUAUUAUCUGGCCUUGGGUAUGUGAUGGUAUGGAUGACUGUGAUGAUGGCUCGGACGAACGUGGGUGCACCAAUAUUUGUUGGAAUAUCGACAUCUAUGUCCACGGCAGUAGACGCAGUAUUACAAGAUCUAGUGCUGACAAAGUAGUAUCCAGGGGUCUCGACAAACGAUGGGAAGUUAAAGCUGCUCGCACAAAUCUGUACAAAAAGAAAAACGAAGCAGAGAAAAAAACUAAUAACAAUAAACUGGAAAAGCUAAUGUUGCUCCUGAAGGGAUUUGAUGGAAAAUAAAAAAUGGAAACGUUCGGAAGAAUAUCCUCACAAAUAACAGGAAUCGUCUAUGGACUAUGAUAUUAUCGUUAUUUUGAUGAAAAUAAAUCAUUACUAUCAUUCUUUACUUCUAUAUUAUCAGACAUAUAUGCCCUUUAAAUCCUAUAUUUUGUAUUAAUGUAAUACUUUAAGCUAUGAUUCAUUUGAUAAUAUCUUCCAAAGGUGUGGACAAUAAUUGGUGACAAUGCAUGUUUGUAUUGUAAAAUCUAAAUCAAUAUGAAAUAUAAAAGGUAAAGAUAUGCUCUUUGUUCUUUUAUAUAACGACCAAAAUGUUAAUCAAGUGCGAUUUAAAUAUCAUAUUAGACACGUAAUGAUAGUACAUGAUACACUGUAAUAUAUUUUCUGAUGGUAUUGCAUUUUACAUUAACAUUGCUCAUUCUUACUUCUUUUUCCUUAAUAAAAUACUUCUUGCAAAUGAA